Molecule: messenger RNA, 1786 nt
Organism: Folsomia candida
Lineage: Eukaryota; Metazoa; Arthropoda; Collembola; Entomobryomorpha; Isotomidae
Gene: alpha-PheRS
Product: phenylalanine--tRNA ligase alpha subunit B
Exons: 5
Coding region: 131-1630 (499 amino acids)
Biological process (GO): phenylalanyl-tRNA aminoacylation
Cellular component (GO): cytosol; phenylalanine-tRNA ligase complex; cytoplasm
Molecular function (GO): ATP binding; tRNA binding; phenylalanine-tRNA ligase activity
Source: RefSeq, a predicted model, not a curated record
UUUUUGAGGCCGGUGGAAUGAGAGACAGGUGGAAGUUUUUUCGCGUGUAGCAAUCUGGUCACAUUUUUGCAUCGUUUUUUUCUUCAUAACGGUCCACGACCAUCACCGUGUCGACUAAAUACUACUCGCGAUGGCUGCCAACCCCCUCAUCGAUAAGGUGUUGGAGUAUCUGAGCCACACGGAGACGGUGGACACCCUUCAGUUGGCGACAGAGUGGGAGGAGGACCACCAACGGAUCGUGGGGGCUGUGAAAAGUAUUCAGAGUUCGGGUGAUAUCAUUGAAGUGGAGCAACGUUCCGAAGUUAGAACAGAGCUAACUUUAGAAGGGCGAGAAUUUGUCUCCAAGGGGAGUCAUGAGGCCAUCCUAUUUGCGGCCGUGCCUUCAGGGGGAGAGGGAAUCUUGUUGCCCGACUUGAUGAAGAUCACAGGACCCAAUGGAAAGAUAGGGAUGAGCAAAGCAAUGCAAGCUGGGUGGAUCAAGUCGGUCAAGGAAGGGAAUUCCAACAGAGUGGUUAGAUUGAAAGAGUCGAUUGAAGAUAAGGUCCAAGAAACUCUAAGGAAUGUAGCUGCAGGGACGACUGAGUUGGACAAGGCGACAAUGGCAGAGUACAAAAAGAGGAAGCUGCUGGUUCAAAACACUGUCGUGUUCAUGGUACUUCGAAAAGCGAGGGGAUUUACAACGGUAAUUGAGAAGCCUGAAACGGACCUCACUCCAGAAAUGAUUGCGAGCGGAGACUGGAAAACUAAGAAUUUUAAAGCGUAUAACUUUGAUGCACUUGGGACACCAAUUCCUGCUGGGCAUCUGCAUCCUUUGAUGAAGGUGCGUUCCGAAUUUCGAUCAGUCCUAUUUGAAAUGGGAUUCAGUGAAAUGCCAACCAAUCGAUUUGUUGAGAGUUCAUUCUGGAAUUUCGAUGCGUUGUUCGUCCCCCAAAAACAUCCAGCUCGUGAUGCUCAGGAUACAUUCUUUGUCUCGCAACCUUCAACAUGCAACUCUAUUCCGGAAGAUUACAUGAAUAGGGUAAAAGCCGCUCAUGAGGGUGGAAGCUAUGGUUCUUCAGGGUAUGGAUCAAAUUGGAAGAAAGAAGAGGCAUUAAAGAAUGUGAUGAGAACUCACACAACUGCCGUCAGUGCGAGAAUGUUAUACGAAAUUGGUCAGAAGAAAGAGUUUGUGCCCACAAAGUUGUUCUCCAUUGACCGAGUUUUUAGAAAUGAGACCCUGGAUGCGACACAUUUAGCUGAAUUUCAUCAAGUGGAAGGAGUCGUGGCCGAUAAAGGGAUCAAUCUAGGUCAUCUGAUUGGAAUAAUGAAAGAAUUUUUCUCUCGUCUCGGAAUAAAGAAGUUGCGUUUCAAACCAGCCUACAAUCCAUACACGGAACCUUCCAUGGAAGUUUUUGCUUAUCACGAGGGGCUCAAAAAGUGGGUGGAAGUAGGAAAUUCUGGAAUGUUCCGACCCGAAAUGUUGUUACCAAUGGGUCUCCCCGAAGAUGUCAGAGUGAUUGCUUGGGGGUUAUCUCUCGAACGUCCAACUAUGAUUCGAUAUGGAUAUGAUAACAUUAGGGACUUAGUAGGACCAAAGGUGGAUUUGGGGAUGGUUUACAAAAGUCCAAUUUGUCGACUUGAUAAACAGUAAGUGUGUGUAAAUUAUCUAAUUUUGGUGUUAUAAAAUUCCUUUGUUGCUGUCUGUUCACUAUUUUCUACAUAAACUAUCCUCAAGUUUGCAGUGAUUUAAUAACUGAUGUAUUAACUAAAAGUUUUAAUAAAAAAACGCAUUGUUUUGUUGUACCUA